AUGGGAGCUGGGGUCCGGCGGGCCGCCCUGUGGGGCGUCGUGCUGCUCCUCCCGCUCGGCCUGGGCCGGUGCUCCCCGGGGGGCCCGAGCUGCGCCCCCGGCCGCCGGCUGCUCGGGACCGGGACGGACGCGCGCUGCUGCGGCUCCUGCGCCCCCGAGGCCUGUCCUGUAGGAGCCUGCGAGUGUGUCCAGCCUGAGUUCCACUGUGGGAACCCGGAGUGCACCACCUGCCAGCACUACCCCUGCCCGCCCGGCCAGGGGGUGAAGGCCCACGGGAAACUCCUGUUCGGCUUCGAGUGUGUCGACUGUGCCGCAGGGACCUUCUCCGGGAACAGAGAGGGCCGCUGCAAGCCUUGGACAGAGUGCUCCCAGCCCGGGCUGCGCUCCGUGUUCCCCGGGAACAGGACGCAUGAUGCAGUGUGCAGCCUGGUGCUGCCGUCCACUGAGAUGCACUGCUCGCUGCCCAUCCUGCUCCUCAUCGUGGCCGCCUGCAUCCUGGCCCUGAGCGUGGUCCACCUCGGCCUGCACAUCUGGCAGCUGAGAAGGCAGCGAGUGUGGUCCCCAGAGACCCAGCUGCUUCUGGAGGCGCCGCCGCCAGCCGAGGACGCCUGCAGCUGCCAGUUCCCUGAGGAGGAGCGGGGGGAGCAGCUGUCCGAAGACAAGAGCCAGCUGGGGGACCUGUGAGUGUGAGGCCUGGCCACCUUCCGGCACAGCGGACCCUACGCCAGACCCUCCCAGGACCUCGCCCACAGCUGGCCCUUGGGAGCAAGGGCUCUGUGCCUUACUGAGG
Molecule: messenger RNA, 790 nt
Organism: Molossus molossus (Pallas's mastiff bat)
Lineage: Eukaryota; Metazoa; Chordata; Mammalia; Chiroptera; Molossidae
Gene: TNFRSF18
Product: TNF receptor superfamily member 18
Exons: 5
Coding region: 1-684 (227 amino acids)
Biological process (GO): positive regulation of cell adhesion; negative regulation of apoptotic process
Cellular component (GO): external side of plasma membrane; plasma membrane
Molecular function (GO): protein binding; tumor necrosis factor receptor activity
Source: RefSeq, a predicted model, not a curated record